UAAAAUGAACCUACAAAAGUGUUGUGAAGAUCUUCAACAUGAGAAAUUGGAACUUCAGCAGAAGCGCACGAUGCUGAAUAAGCUCCUGCAAGAAAUUCGCAAACUCAACCAACAUUUAAGAGCCGAAAAACAGGAGGUUUCCCGUCUGGAUAAAGACGAAUACAUUCUGCCUGAUCAUAUUAGGGGCCCUGAAGGGUCUCAGCCCCCUGCUAGCUCUCAACGUCGCAAAGAAACUCCUGCAGCAAGACUGGAUCCAUCAGUUCUGGAUGAUCCAGAGCAUAUCAAUACAAUCACACUUAAUCUCACCCAGAAGCCACUUGACAACACGUUCAAAGGUGAAGAAGAGGAGUUUGAUGAUACCGAUGAAGAACUUUGCUUUUGAUAAUGAAGUGCUGAUCUUACCAACAAUGGCUGUCCAGAAUUUAUAUUUAAUAAUACUAGUAUGUUCAUGCACAUCUGUGAUAUUUCAAGGAGAAUGUAAAAAAUUUCAAAAAUAUAAUGAUGAUCAAACACUCCUGUCAAAUUCCCUGACAUCAAAUGUCAUCUUACCGCCACAUCUGUCAGGAAGGGAUCUCCUGCCGGAAGAGAGCAAAUUCCCACAGUUUCAUCAAGAAUGUUCAAAUGAGCCUGUACCUCCAAUACAUGGACCGUUAAGUAUCCCUAGUUUCAAAGUUGACUUGGAUCUUCCCCCAAAGCAGCGAUGGAAAGAAGUUGUAACAGCCAAAAAAACAGAGAUGGAACUGUUCCUUCAGUUUAUCAGAAACAAUACUGAUCGAAUUUUCGGGAAGAAAGUCUUCCGAGUCGUAGAGAAGUAUUUACCAAAGUUGCUUCCAUCUUUACCACCAAUCUACCAAAAGGAAAUGAGAGGCAUUGCUGAAACAGCUGAAAUGGAAGUAGGGGAUGUUGUCUUGUUCAACAUUUUCUAUGAGUUCUUCUCUCUGUGUACGUCAGUCGUCAUGGAAGGGAAAGAUGGAACAAUGUAUCAUGGCCGAAACCUUGAUUUUACAACCUAUAUGUCGUGGGACAGGGAAAACAAAUCUUGGGUGUCCUCUCAACAUCUCCGGAAUAUGACUGUAAAAAUUGACUUCAUGAAAGAUAAAAGAGUUCUUUUCUCAUCUGUCAACUUUGCUGGUUACAUUGGCAUAUUAACCGGUGUUAAAAAAGGUCAAUUUAGUCUAUCAAUCAACGAAAGAUUCCGGGUUCUUGGUGGAUAUGUGGGCCUCUUAGAGUGGAUUAUGGGCAUUCGUAAACAGAAUUGGGUAGGAUUCCUCACGCGGCAAGUAUUGGAAGAGGCAACUUCUUAUGAAGAAGCUAUGGAAAUGCUAGAAAAACCAAAAUUGCUUGCUCCAGUGUACUUCAUCUUAUCGAGUAAUAAUUCCAAACAGGCAUCGGUUAUUACUCGCGAUCGCCGUGGCUACGACGUGUGGAAUUUUGGGUCGAGAUAUGCCAAUCAAGAUGGGGACUGGUACCUUGUUCAAACAAAUUAUGAUCACUGGAAGCCACCGCCAUUGUUCGACGACCGGGUGACACCUGUCGUUCGUUGUGCCGACAGCAUCGGGAAUAAGAACACCACAUCAACAUUGUUCCGUGUUCUCUCCACUGUACCUGUUCUCAACCAUGAAACAAUUUACACAGCCAUCAUGAAAAUCAAUACUGGUGAUUUGUACACAUGGGUACGACAUUGUCAAUGGCCAUGCUAGUAUUUUCACUCUCUCAUUUGGAAACCAUAAGACUGAACUGUAAUAGUUAUAAGUACCCUCUAUUUUUACUAAUAGUAAUUUCCAAUGUCUUUCUUCCUGUUGUUAACAAAAAUUGAGCAUGCUCAUCCUUGCCAUCUUUCUGUUUUUAAGUCUAGUCUCUUCGGAUGUAAUAUUGUAAUGAAACUGAUUUUGCAACGUAGUUAGCGAUCAUCAUGCAACCAUUUUUUAUCAGAAACUUCAUCGAUAUCACAUGUAUCAAUGGCCAAGCGAAACUAUGUUUCUCCGUUUGUGACAUUGCAGACUUCCUGUUAUAUUUUAUUUUUUCCUUCAAAAACUAGUCAACUUAAUGUCUUGUAACCUAGUAGGUUACAAGGCUACAGUAUUAAGGUAGGUUAAACCUACCUUAAUUUUUCUGUUCUGUUAGCAGAAUAUUCAGUGUAAACUUCAAGUUAUAAAGUUGGCUUGUUCCUCUCAGAAAGAGUAAAAUAGCGGACAUUUUGAAAUAUUGCAAAUGGACGUACAUGGUUUUACACUUUGGCCAUUCAUAUCGACACUGAAACUACCAAACCUUGUAUCUUGUUUGUGGUGUUUACAAAUCUUCGCUCCCAUUUCAUUUUUUUUGAAGGAGGACAAAGCAAUAUCAUUCCUUGAAGUUUUCACAGAGUUUUUUUUUUUUUGGACAGGGAAGAAAAAUCAUGGCAUUUUUCAAGAAUUGAAAUUGAGUCAUUUUCAGUUUAAAAAAUAAAGUAUGACAGAUAUUCUGCAUUGUUGCAAACCGAGAUAGGUACAAGGUCUGGUAGUUUCACUGCCAACAUUUAAGUAUGCCUGUGUGGAACGAGUGAAGGUUUCAGGCAGCCUUAUUUUUAAGGGAUUUAUUUAUAUUUUAUUUUUUAAUGAUACUAUUUCUUUGUAUCUUAGUUUCUUUUUUAAUAUUUCUCUUCCAAGUUUUGUACAAAUAAUUUACUAGGACACAUUUUAUUUCUCUUAUGAAACUCAAAUUCCUUUAAUUUCAUUUAUACUUAUUGUGUUGUAGACGUUACCAGAGUUUAAAUACAAUUUUAUGCUGCCGGAUGAA
Messenger RNA from Bemisia tabaci, 2775 nucleotides. RefSeq names its product acid ceramidase. The record is from RefSeq and is a predicted model, not a curated record. Gene Ontology annotation, biological process: fatty acid metabolic process. Lineage: Eukaryota; Metazoa; Arthropoda; Insecta; Hemiptera; Aleyrodidae. Gene Ontology annotation, molecular function: fatty acid amide hydrolase activity; N-acylsphingosine amidohydrolase activity. Gene Ontology annotation, cellular component: lysosome.